Messenger RNA from Xylaria bambusicola, 1219 nucleotides. RefSeq names its product bola-like protein. The transcript has a single exon. The record is from RefSeq and is a predicted model, not a curated record. NCBI's taxonomy places the organism in Eukaryota, Fungi, Ascomycota, Sordariomycetes, Xylariales, Xylariaceae. Bases 170 to 628 code for a protein of 152 amino acids.
CUGAGCUUGCAUCCAGAUUGAAGAAUGAGCCAGAUAGAGCUUCAGAUGUCAAUGACGUUCGGUGAUCCUUCCAAUCUUUCAACCUAGGGGUGGCAGGAAGACCGGAACUCAGUUUAGCUCCAGAACAGAGAAUCAUAGUUCAGUUGGCUAAGCUAACUGCCUCGACAACAUGGCCUCUCGACGCUGUGGCACCGCCGCACUUUGGUGCGCAUCAAGAGUGGCUCUCCGCAGCCCUACGACCAGAUUACCGUUGCACGUACAAGCAAGAGACCUCCUUUCAAGACAGCCUGCCCGAGCAGUCAAAUACCCGAGCGCACUGCGAUACUCGACAGCGUCAAGCACAUCCACAGAAGCUACAAACCAGCCCAAUACCACCCUCCCAGAGAAACCCGAUUACCUCAAUGAUGCAGAGUCAGCUAUUUGGGACAAGCUAGCAGCGAAAUUCUCGCCCACCGAGCUGAUGGUUCAAGAUAUCUCAGGCGGUUGUGGCUCUAUGUACGGAAUCGAAAUCACGUCAGAGAAGUUCCGCGGGGUAAACAUGCUAAAACAACAACGCAUGGUCAACGCAGUGCUGGGCGAUGAAAUGAAGAGCUGGCAUGGCGUCCAGCUACGCACAAAGGCUCCAUGAAAGCUAUAUUGUGUAUAAAAGAAGUCAAGAUGGCUCCGUUCAUGUCUAGUAGUCCGAGAGGCCAUUUGUGCAAAAGAGACUACUUGUAUUCACCACUCCACCACAAUUUAUCUUGUACAUCACAUGCAGCACAGCUUGCCUUCAACAAAGCCCCUCUGAGACAUAUGCUUAAGACAACAAUACGAAAGGGGAGCAAGAUGGGAAUGAAGAUGGGAAUAAAAGGAUUGCGUCUCAAGGUCCCGGGAUGUUACCCUUGCAAUCUGUACAUCAUCACAGGCAGCUGCAGCUCCUAUUGUACAACAAUGUAUACAAGACCAGAAUGAUGAGCUCGGGCUUAGGGCUCCAAAACAUUAGAGGGGCGUCUCAGGGCUUCACUGAGCUUCAGUAUUGAUCUCAGAUCAUUGCCAAAGGCAGAGAACCAUGCUAGAGUCACCGCUCACAUGAGCCGUGUUAGUCUAGGCCGGUAUCAAAUGUGCCGAAGCCCGCAGUCACCCGGGCUUUGUAUGGAAUUGGUUCUGCGAAGAAACGCUUCUCAGCUAGUGUAGUAACAAAUAACAAUCUACAUGUCCCAUGCGAGUGUCCAAUUCCUUG